This is a messenger RNA of Pyricularia grisea, 1808 nucleotides long. RefSeq lists its product as uncharacterized. Gene Ontology annotation, biological process: carbohydrate transport; transmembrane transport. The transcript has 3 exons. The coding region runs from base 1 to 1596 and encodes 531 amino acids. The record is from RefSeq and is a predicted model, not a curated record. Gene Ontology annotation, cellular component: membrane. Gene Ontology annotation, molecular function: carbohydrate:proton symporter activity. NCBI's taxonomy places the organism in Eukaryota, Fungi, Ascomycota, Sordariomycetes, Magnaporthales, Pyriculariaceae.
AUGAACAAAUCGCUUCCCACAGAAAGGCCAGCACAGACUGUGACUGAGAUUCUCGAAGCUCAAUCAAAGGACAAGUCCCAUGGACGGUUCGGGCUGACCCCAUCACUUACCAGACUAUAUUUGCUCCUUGCCCCCGCCUGUCUCGUAAUCUGCGCCACAAACGGUUACGAUGGCUCUGUGCUCACUGGCCUCCAAGGCAUCGAGCGUUGGAGGUCGCAGUUUGGAGACCCGAAAGGCGCUCUUCUGGGCAUAACCACAGCUGCCUUGCCCUUGGGAUCCAUUGUCUCGACCCCGUUCUCGGCCUGGUUAUCAGACCGCUGGGGUCGGCGCUCGUCCAUCCUGGUUGGGAGCUUCAUCAUGAUCAUUGGAGUCAUCCUGCAGUGCGUCAGCACCACCAUCGGCGCCUUCCUCGGCGGCCGGAUGAUAAUAGGCUUCGGCGUCACCAUGGCCCUGACCGCCGGGCCCAUCCUAAUCUCGGAGCUCGCACAUCCCCGCCACCGCGUCUUCUUUAGCUCGCUGUACAACACGAGCUUUUAUCUCGGAGCCCUGAUGGCGGGCUGGAUCACGUUUGGCAGUUGGCCCCUGGAAGGCCCCUGGGCCUGGCGCCUGCCGACACUCUUCCAGGCUGCGCCCGCCUGUGUUCAGAUGUGCUUCGUCUGGUUUCUCCCCGAAAGCCCCCGAUGGCUGCUAUUUUGCGACAGGAGCGACGAGGCAUACAAAACAUUGGCGACGUACCAUGGAGCAGGGAACUGGGAGGACCCUCUGGUUCGAGCCGAGUUUUGGGAGAUGAAAGAAACGCUGAUGGCAGAGAAGGCGACAAAAGGGGCUGGACCUGGUAUCUUCCUGAAGACCCCGGCGAACCGCAAACGGUUGUUGAUCCUGAUCACAUUGGCCGUCUUUGGACAAUGGUCUGGCAACGGGCUCGUAUCAUACUACUUGACAAAAAUUCUCACCAGCAUCGGCAUCACGACCCAAGGGGAGCAGACGAUGCUAAACGGAACCAUUGCUACCGUCAAUUAUGCCACGGCACUAAUUUCCGCUUUGAUGGCUAACAAGCUUGGACGGCGGCAAAUGUUUGUUGGUGGUGCCAUCGCCAUGUUCAUAUCGUUCUCUUCACUCACUGCCAGUCUAGCCGUGUACAAUGAGACGGGAAGUAAUGCUGCGAGCAAGUCUGCACUAGCAUUCAUUUUCAUCUACUUUGCAUGCUACAACGUGUGUUUGAAUCCUCUAAUCUUUGUGUAUCCCGUCGAGGUUUUGACCUACAAGCAACGGGCAACAGGCCUUUCGAUAUUCCUGUUCGUCAUGAAGACGGCAUCCGUGUUUAACCAAUUCGUCAACCCAAUGGGAAUGGAUGGCCUAGGGUGGAAGUUUUAUCUUGUAUACUGCUGUUGGCUUCUCGUCGAGAUCACGAUCUUUUACUUUUUAUACCCCGAAACAAAGGGCUACACUCUGGAGCGCAUGCAAGAGGUCUUUGGCGACGACGUCAAGUUUGACUGUCCGGAAGAACAGGCGGCUAUUGUGGGAAACCUCGAUGAAGCGCCCGAGAAGUUAUCGAUCAAGGAUGACAGCGACAACAAUGUUGAAAAGGCGGGCUAGGGGGCCCGGAAGAUGAUGACAAGCUAUACGGUUUUCUAGACUUGGGUUCAAGGAAGAGCUGUCACGCAAUCGGUACAUAUAGAGAUUGCCUCUUGAGAAAUUCGGUCUGCCAAAGAAAAUGGAGAUGAGAAAUGACAAAAUGCGCCUCAGAUAAUGACUGGCCUUUGGCUCUCAUUCCGAAACUGAGCAGCAUGUUAUUCCCUUUUUAGGAA